Rhopilema esculentum is the source of this 3913-nucleotide messenger RNA. RefSeq lists its product as uncharacterized. Gene Ontology annotation, molecular function: G protein-coupled receptor activity. The record is from RefSeq and is a predicted model, not a curated record. NCBI's taxonomy places the organism in Eukaryota, Metazoa, Cnidaria, Scyphozoa, Rhizostomeae, Rhizostomatidae. Gene Ontology annotation, cellular component: membrane. Gene Ontology annotation, biological process: G protein-coupled receptor signaling pathway.
AAAGUUUAGAACCCCUCAUCUCCCCUCAUCUCCCCUCCUCUCCCUCCCUCUCCCCUUCUCUCCCCUUCUCUCCCCUCCUCUCCUCUCCUCUCCUCGCCCUUCUCUCCCCUCUCCUCCUUUCCCCUCUCCUCCUUUCCCCUCUCCUCCUUUCCCCUCUCCUCCUUUCCCCUCCCCUGCUCUCCCCUCCCCUCCUCUCCCCUCCCCUAUAUAUAUAGAUGAUCAAUAAAAAACAACUUGAUCAACGUUUUGCGAUAUGCUUCUUCAGAAUACACCUUUUCAACUACGACUUUCGCCCCAAAUCUCGGCCCAGUUCCCUUUGACGCGGUUAGCUGAAAAGGUGUUGGAGCGUAAAAUAAGGAAUACAAAGCAAAAGAACAAGAGAUAACAUAUUUUACAGCAAGGAGAAUGAUAGCUCAAGUAAAUAAAAUAAAUAAUAAACGGCACAAGUAAAGUUUCUAGGCCCAGCCGGUGGUGAGAAAAGCGAAAUAAAUACAAAAGAAAAAAGAACAAAAGAAACAGCGUGAAGGCAGAUGAUAAACCAUCCAGAAAUGCGCAAGAAAGAGAAAGGAUGAAUGCUGUCUCUCCCUAUCAUGAAAUAAAAACUAGACAAAUAUUAAACGCAAAUUGCAUAGAAUAGGAAGAAUAGAAAAAAGAGAAAAUAUUAUUUUUUGCCAGUUUUACUAUUUCGAGUAUUUCAAUGCACAGAUUUUUUGGACGUGCGACGAGCAUCGGGCAUUUGUCUCACUUCAAAGCGGAUCGCUAUACAAACCUGUAUGAUCUUUAUAUAGAAGUCUUACAGCGCGUUCUUGUAACUUUUUAAUUGUCUGCAAUGAUUUAGAAGAUGAAAAAUACCAGACCAAGUGACAGUUACUGAAGUUAGAAUAUACAAAGCUCUGGACAAGAAUCUUUUUCUCCUAGAAACCAAACUCAAGUUUGUAAUCCAACGCUACGCCUAAAAGCUCCACUGUCUCCUCAGAUUUGAUUUUUCGCCAUCAAUGAUUAUUUGUUCUCCAUUAGUAUUUGUGUGACUUUUCAUAAGCAUUGUAGCAUGAAAUUUUUCAGGGUUUGCAAUCAUUUCAUUUUGUUCUAACCAUGAUAACGCAACCCCAAAUUCGUUUUGCGAAGAAUUUAUAAGAUCGGACAUGCUUUUAAAAAAUUAGCAAGUGUAUUGUCAUCUACAUAAUUAUAGAGCGUUGCUUGUUUAAUUAAUAGGAAGACAUCAUUUAUGUAAAGUUGAACAGGAUUGGUCCAAGCACAGAGCCCUGGAGUACACUAGUCAUAACCUCUUGGAGUGAGCUAUAUGAAUUUUUAUCCAAACAUAUUGUUUUCUUCUUUUGAGAUAAGAAUAAAUUUGAACUAGAGCAUCUUCAUUAAAUCCAUACGCAUGUAGUUUGGCGAUAAGCAAAUCAUGUCAAAAGCUUUCGAAAGAUCCAUUAGGAUUGCAACCUGUUGGGUUGCAUACGCUCGUCCAUACAUCGCAAUGAAGACUGAAAGCGUGUAAACUAAAUGUUGAACCAGUUGAUUUAUUAAGACUUCUUCAUAUAUCUUUGAAAAGCUAAUAAAAGACCACUAACUGGGCGCAAAUUUUAUUUCUAAUAUGCGGUUAGAUUCCCCCUUAUCUAGGGGGCCAACUGCCCCUUUUUGCAUCGUUUGGGAAAUGGAAAUUACGAAUGCUGCAGUUUACUGUCGGAAUUACAAAUGGGCUUGUUAUGAGCGUGAACUUGUAAACUCAUUUGUAGCUAGGGAUACAAGUUGCGGGGAGUUUAUCGUGCUGCUCGACAUGUGUUCGACUUAUAAAUUGGUCGAUUUUUGAAAACUCGUCAAAUGUCGUCCUUAUCAUUUUUGUAUAACUUUUCAGAUAUUCAGUUCUUAUUUUUCGGACAAUUUUUACCUAAAAAAUGCCGAGUAAGCAUUAAAAAAGUUUUAGUCUGUCGAGUAAAAAGCUGAUUCACAACUCUUAAAGGAUGCUACAUCCCCCACACAUUAUCAAUGUAAUCUCUUUGAAUUUUAACAACGAAGGGGGUUGGGCCCCCCCCUCGGCACCUCGGCUUUAACCGCAGGACUAGCAUGAAGAUAAUCAAACUCUUCGUGGAGCAGGUGGGAAUCAUUUUGCUCAUCUGAUUAUGCUUUAGAAUUUUAACUCUUAACCAUACGACAGCUGCACAAUCUUUCAUAGAGUCGACUACCAUGUUUUUUGAUUUGCAACUUGCUCGCCAAAUGCACAACUAGUUUGUUGUUUCGUAGGGCCAAUCAAGAUGGAAGAAGCAGCCAGUGAAGAGGAUACGUACUUUUUCGUUGCUUCCUUGCUACUGUUUCUAACCUCAUUGCUAAGUAAUGGUAUUAUUCUGGUAGUGACACGCAAAAGCACUGUUUUUAAGGACACUGGUCAAGCUCGUACAGUCAUCAGGCACACUGCUGUUGUCGACAUUUUUGCUGCACUUGACUGCCUUAUGUCGGCGCUUGGCUACUUUGACAAGCGUCUUAUCACCGGCAGUACGGUUGUUUGUGAAUUGGAUGCUUUUCGAGCAGGGGUCUCAAAAUCGCAGGCUCAUAAUGCGUUAAUCUUCCUGGCUUUAAAUCGAUACUUCUUGGUCGUUCACCCCGAAACUUGUCACAGGGUUUUCUCCAGACGCAUGACACCUAUCUACAUAGCCUGCUUUUGGGUAAUAUCUUUUCUUAUUUCUAUCAUUUUGAGAGUGCUCAACCAUUACCCUGAAUACAGUUCUACGUUCGGUUCUUGCUUCUAUUCACCUAAUUCUGUUUCUGGUCCCGUUCUCUUCUCUUUUCGUGUCAUCUCUGUUUUGCUCAUCGUUGCCUGCUACGUCGGGAUCUUUUGGAGAAUCAGGAAGCAAAGAAACCGUAUGCAGCAACAUAAGAAAAAGGAGAAAGUAGCAGGCAGUCCACCAUCACUUACAAUAGCACAAUGCAGGGACACGCUCAAAACUGAAAGAUCCUCCGAGCAGUUGGACAGCCAGAAUCCUCAAGCCGAUGUAAAGAAUGCUUCAGAAGUGCUUUAUGGCUCGACAUCAUUGAAAUGUGUGUCUGAAAACAAGCCUUCUAACUUCGAAGAUAGAUCUGAGUCAAAGAAGCGAGAGUAUCAAAAACCACAAGAAUCUUCAGAAGAACAUUCUGCCAUAGCAAAGGACACCCAUGACGAAUCUAUAGACACACAGGCAUCAACAGGUCGUAGAUCUGCGGAUGAUAUUCAUGCAAUCUCCUUGUGUUCCCAAUCUGUGUUUGUCAAUCCUGAAUCAUUCUUCCCGAGUAAACCUUCAAUUGACAAACUUUCACAACAUGAUAACAGAGAAAAUUUCACAAGGAAGCAGCCCAUGUCUGCACUGAGCCAUAUACGAGAAUUACCACAAUGUCCGUCACCUGAGCGCGAAAAUUCGCGUUCACAUGCCAAGUCAACCACCACAUCUGCAACGAACCAGGCACCACAACGGCAACGCAGAAACAACCUACUCGCAGCAAUUGUUUCCAUCACUAUCUUUUAUUUCCUGACUUCUACACCAUCCAUGGUCCUCACAGCUUACAAAACCUUGCCUGUAGGACCACGGGCAGCGGCAAAUAUCCGAAGGAUUGCUCUUCUUCUUUAUUACACAAAUUACUCCAUCAAUUUUGUGAUGUUCGCCGCAAUGAAGAAAACGUUCCGCGUUGCUGUCAAAAAACUGUUUGGGUUUUAAUGGACUUUAAGUGGGUUUGUGCAGUUUUUUAAUAAGUACUGGUGGUUAUUUAUAAUAUGAAUACUGUAUCAAGGUUUAACGUAUUUGUUUCACAUUGAUAAAAUAAUCCUUUACGUUAAACGCUUCCAAAAAUGUUCGAUGUUUCAAGGGCAAUUGGGUUGCCAGGCCUUUCAGCAGUCUAUAUAAAAACAUUCAAUUAUGAUAUAAAGCAGCAUAUGAAUAAAAUA